Molecule: messenger RNA, 3311 nt
Organism: Cyprinodon variegatus (sheepshead minnow)
Lineage: Eukaryota; Metazoa; Chordata; Actinopteri; Cyprinodontiformes; Cyprinodontidae
Gene: sesn1
Product: sestrin 1
Exons: 7
Coding region: 1-1647 (548 amino acids)
Biological process (GO): cellular response to L-leucine; negative regulation of TORC1 signaling; cellular response to leucine starvation
Cellular component (GO): nucleus
Molecular function (GO): L-leucine binding; oxidoreductase activity, acting on peroxide as acceptor
Source: RefSeq, a predicted model, not a curated record
AUGACUGAGAUGCAGCAUCAGGAGUCUGUGGGGAGAUGGGAUGGGCUCGGCAGCCGUGAUGUCGCCUCCAGAGCUGAGGCGAUGGAACUCAUCUGCCAGGAGGUCAUGAGAAAAGUGGAAGCCAUCGGCCCUAUAAAAGCCGCCACCCCCUCGCCCCCUGCUGUAGGAACCCUUCCCAACAGCGACCUGAACGACAUCCUGGUUCACCUUCUCAUGCUCUCCAGACGGUGCCCCUUUGAAGAUGUCAGCGUGCGUUGUGCUCAGCUCCUGCGAGACAUCCAGGAUUUAGGCGUAAGGAUCCCAAGACCCAUAGGAAGUGGACCAAGCAGAUUUAUCCCUGAAAAAGAGAUUCUUCAAGUCAGUAAAGUGGACGCCAGGACGCAGGCAAUUUUUGAGGAUGCAUUCGCAGCCCUUCAUCGGCUGGACAACAUUUCCCUCGUGAUGAGCUUCCACCCACAGUACCUGGAGAGCUUCCUCCGGACGCAGCACUACCUGCUGCAGAUGGACGGACCCCUGCCUUUGCACCACAGACACUACAUCGGCAUCAUGGCGGCUGCUCGCCACCAGUGUUCCUACCUGGUCAACCUGCAUGUGAACGACUUCCUUCAGGUCGGGGGGAAUCCCAAGUGGCUGAACGGCCUGAACGAAGCUCCGCAGAAGCUGCAGCAGCUCGGGGAGAUCAACAAAAUCCUGGCCCAUCGUCCUUGGCUUUUAACCAAGGAGCAUAUCGAGCGCCUCCUUAAGGCUGAGGAGCACAGCUGGUCCCUGGCAGAGCUCAUCCACGCUGUAGUCCUGCUCACCCACUACCACUCCCUCUCCUCUUUCACCUUCGGCUGUGGUAUCAUGCCAGAGAUCAACUGUGACAGCGGACACACGUUCAGACCCCCCUCCCUUAGCCAGUACUGCAUGUGCGACAUAGCCAAUGGAAACGGUCACGGCAAUCAUCAUGACGACUUGCUGGGCAAUCAGGAGAUGUGUGGUGAGGUGGAAGAGCUGAUGGAGAGAAUGAAGCAGCUGCAGGAGUGCCGUGACGAUGAAGAGGCCAGCCAGGAGGAGAUGGCCACCCGCUUUGAGAGGGAGAAGACCGAAAGCAUGUUGGUGGUGACGUCAGAGGACGAGGAGUCUGCCCCCUCCAGGGACAUCUCUCGGCACUUUGAAGACACCAGCUAUGGCUACCAGGACUUCUCCAGGAGGGGGGAGCAGGUUCCCACGUUCAGAGCGCAGGACUACAGCUGGGAGGACCACGGUUUCUCUCUGGUCAACAGAUUGUAUCCCGAUGUGGGGCAGAUGCUGGACGAGAAGUUUCAGAUGGCCUACAAUCUCACAUACAACACCAUGGCGACACAUAAGGAUGUGGACACCAGUAUGCUGCGCAGGGCCAUCUGGAACUACAUCCACUGCAUGUUCGGCAUCAGGUAUGACCAUUCUGAUUACGGGGAGAUAAAUCAGCUUUUGGACCGUAGCUUUAAGAUCUAUAUCAAGACAAUGGUGUGCAGCCCUGAGAAGACCACCAAACGAAUGUAUGAGAGUUUCUGGAGGCAGUUGCAGCACUCCGAAAAGGUCCACGUCAAUUUGCUGCUGAUGGAAGCACGGAUGCAAGCAGAACUUUUAUACGCUCUGAGAGCGAUCACUCGCUAUAUGACAUGAAGUGCUUUUGGCGUUUUUACUGUUCUUUAACUGUCGUCGUUGCUCUUUCUGGAACACUUAAAAGAAAAAAAAAAUACAUGGGGCGAGGGAGUUGUUAAGCAAAAAGAGCUGUCAGUUUUUAAAACGCCUGUUGGUAGGACAUUGCAGAGAUGAUUGGAACAAAGGGAAGAUUUUCUACUGCAGCAAAGUCAUCUCAAACUACAAGUGGAUCCACAUUAUCAGAGGUUUCCUGCAGUGCCAAAAUUAACCAACAGAGGACAGCCUUGAGCAAACUGAAGCCCUGCUGAGGGGGUUGAGGCUCAGAGCAUUGACACUGGAGACAUCCAGGACUACAUUUCAGUAUUCCAGCAUUGCCUCGGUUCUCUUUUGAUAGGAAUGAGCAUCCCGGGGAAAUUUCCCAGAAAGAAAGCUGUGCAGCCACAUCCAGUCUGCACUUUUGAUUCUGUCGUCACUGUUUUAGUUUCUUUAACAUUUUUUUUCACUUUUGUAUGAUGAGUAGAGGAUGUUUUCAAUGUAACCCCAGAUGGAUGCGUUAACUCUAGUGUUUUUGUUUGUUUCAGUGAUUUCUACGUGUGCCUGAACUAUAUCCAGCACAGUGUGCAUAUGUGCUGAUGCUGCUGCUCCCAGCUGUAUUUUAGUGGGAUCAUAUUGAUGCCCAGAAUCACCCCUCACCCAGUUCCCUUAAUCCCUUUAUAAAAGCCCCUGUCUAUUAAAAAUCCAUUGCAUUACCCCCCACCCUACCCUUUUACCCCUUAACCACGUCCCCAGUCUCAAACGUCAAAGUAAGCUAAUCCGAGGAGUGUGAAAACCCUACAUGUGGGUGGGAAAGCUCAAAAGAAACACUGUCUGAGCCCUUUUGAGUUUGACUGUACAGGUGUGAAUGAGUUCUGUUCUUCUGAUAACUGAGGUGAGAGUGUUUGUGUGCAUUUCUCAAGAAUUGGAGAAACAGAAAUGUAUGUCUUUGAAUUUCAUUUAGGAAAAAAAAAGCGAGGCACUUUGAAGGAAAGCCUUCUUGCUUCUGCUGUAGCUCUCUUAUUGGGAGAAAACUGUUCUUUUAAUGUCUUUUUUUUCUUGUAUUGGGGGAAAAAAAUGUUAAUGUAAUGGAAAGUUGGAAAACCAAGUUCUCCAGGAGGGGGUUUGCUUCCGUCAUAUCUCGUCUUCCGCUUAUCCCACCUGGCUGGUUGACCAAACUCUUUCAAAGCUUUUGAUUGUGAAUUUUACCAGUAAAAUACCUCUUCUGUUUUUUUUUUGUUUUGUUUUAAACGUUAAAAAAGUGCUCUUUCGUGAGCAGAGCUGUAUUCCCGCUGCUCGGGAAUCCAGCGCUCACACGGGGGGCUGCCUGCGGUCGAUAGCUUUCGGACGCAAAAAAAGUUGUAGCUGUGCUUCUUUCCCUGUGAGGGAAGUCUAACCAGUGCAAAAGCAGCAUUUUUUUUUAUCAGAGGUUUGAAGCCUCUGCUUAUUUCUUUUGUUUACUAAAAUUCAGUAAAGUACUGCAUUCUUUUUAAGUUGGACUGAGAAAAUCAGGCGAACGAUAAUGUGAGGAGGAGCAGAGCUGCAAUGAUAAAAGAAUGGUACAUUUGAACGUGGUUUCAGAGGAAGUCGAAGUUUUGUUUUUCUUUCAAGCUCCUGACUGAUGUCAGUUACUGACACAUUUUAUAUAAAAA